Molecule: messenger RNA, 660 nt
Organism: Letharia columbiana
Lineage: Eukaryota; Fungi; Ascomycota; Lecanoromycetes; Lecanorales; Parmeliaceae
Exons: 3
Coding region: 1-660 (219 amino acids)
Biological process (GO): proteasome-mediated ubiquitin-dependent protein catabolic process
Cellular component (GO): nucleus; proteasome storage granule; proteasome regulatory particle, base subcomplex
Source: RefSeq, a predicted model, not a curated record
AUGGUACUUGCCCUCGGAGCCGGCAAGCUAUUCGACCUAGACCACGAGGGUGAACUCGAGGAUACUAUCGUAUCUAAAUGCGUGGAUACCUACAUCGCUCUCUCUGAUGCAGCUCUCACAAGCGAUGUAAAUCAGCCAACUCAGCUCAACACUGCCUUUCCUUCGACAGCAAAUGGAGCCACAAUCCCUAUUUUCACGCCAAGACAGUACAAAUACGUUCGAUCCGGCGGGUGCCCCGCCCCCACGACCGCUCUACCUCCGUCAUUCGCACAGCAACGAGGGAUCCAGAAACCUUUGCAAGCGGUAAUAGACCAGUUGUUCGAGCGAUGUUUCCGGGACAGGCGUUAUCGCCCAAUGGUAGGAGCCGCGGUAGAAGCACGCGAGUUCGAUGUCAUUCGACGGGCUGUACUCCGUGCGAGCGACGAUGAGAAGGGCAACAAGCCGGCCAAGGAUGGCAUUGGACAAGUUGACGAGCUGCUGGAGUAUCUACUGGGUAUCUGUAUGGACGUAGUCCAGGAGCGCGGAUUGCGCCAGGAGCUACUGCGUCUCAUCCUCUGUCUACUACGAUGUUCCUCUCCAGAUGUCUUUUCGAUAGCAAAAUGCAUCGUUUAUCUAAAUGAGCAUUCGAUGGCAUCGAAGCUACUGGCUGUGGAAAUAUGA